CGGGACCCUGCUACCACAAAAACAUCUUCCCUGUACCACUACAAAGGAGAAAACAUUUUAUAGACGUUCUCUGGAAUAAAACGUUCAUAGAUAUCCCUGACACAAAAUUGCUUACUUCAGAUUUCUGUGAAUGCUUGCAAGCAAACAAGGUACUAGACAAUAAACAAAUCUAAGCGGGGCGAAUAUUAUAGGCAAGCAAACAAAUUUAUAAAAACAAUCCAAGAUAAGCGCCCAAUCGUAGGAUCGAGGCAGAGAUAGUCUCAUGGCAAAAUCAGAAGCGAAAGAAAUGAAUACCAUGUCAGUGAACUGGUCUGGAUUUGACGCUCUUGCCAUGGAUUAUGUCGAAUCAGAGAGACUUCUGUUGUGGGACAGUGAGCAGGCAGAAGCCUCCUCCUCCUCCUCAUCUGCUUCACAUAUGUAUUCGUCCUCAAAUAUAAGUUCUUCUACGCGCGAAAUGAUACAAGGCGUACGGAAAAUGAUAGAGGCGGGUAAUAUUGAUGGAGUCCUUAGUAUUCUUACUCAGCAAGCUCCUUUCGUACUUGAAGAUCAACAUCUUCUCUUCCGUUUGCAGAAACAGAAAUUCAUCGAAUUGCUGAGGAGUGGGGAUGAAGAAGCUCGAAAUAUGGCCAUCAGCUGUUGUCGCACUGCACUUGGUCCUUGUGCUCUCAACGCUUAUCCUGAGGCUUAUGAGGAAUUCAAGCGCAUAAUGUUGGCCUUUAUAUAUGACAAAGAUGACAAAACAUCACCUGUGGCAGAAGAGUGGUCUGAAGAAAGGAGAUUUGAGCUAGCAGCCUUGAUGACAUCAACAUUGAAGGCUUGCUUACGGGCAUAUGAUCCAUGCUUUUCCCAGACACUGAAAUAUUUAUUGAGUAUACAAAAUUCAUAUUACUUUCGCCAAAAUUCUAGAUCUCCAAUUUCUGAUGUUAGCGACAAAUUACUUUUACAAGAACGAGAUCCUCCCGCAACACUUCGUGAGUCUUUAUAUGAAGCUUCUCAAUUUAACGAGGUUGACGUGCAAGCCCUUGCACAUUCAGUGGAGCUUCCAAGACAAGGUGCAAUUGACAGCUUGAGAUACACAGAUGGUGACUUAUUUGCAGCCUUUCAGAAUGAACUUAGUCGAAUGAAGCUGAAUGUGCCAAUGCUUGAUGACCUGGUUCGAGAAUAUUGUGUAUACAGAGGCCUUGUAGAUCCUAGCAUAAAUUCUCCCUCAGGCUCAGAUGUCUCUCUCACAAGUAGAUCAUUGAAGCUUAUCGCAGAAGAUACCAAGCCAGAUGAGACUUGCUCAAUGGACUUUUCUACUGUUAACAUUGAGAGUGGAGAAAGGCAGGCAGUUAUUAAAACAUUUGCAAAUGACAUGGUGAUGGAUGACCUCCUAGAAAAUUGCUCACAUAAGCAAGAUAAAGAUGUUGAAUUGAGAUCUCCAAGUGAACAUGUUUAUGGUGGUGAGGCUUGCAGCACCAGUGGAACAUGUCAGACUGAUAAAUCAGGAGUACAUCUGGGAAGUCGUCCCAGAUGGAAAGGUAGACACAAUGAGAGUGAAUCACAAGGGAACUUAUCAGUGGAUUCUACCAAACAGACAGAUUAUAAUCAGCUGCUUUCUGGCAUCAGUAGUAAGACUCUUGAUCAUGUACAGGGUGGUCUGAAUUGCAAUUAUGUGGACAACUUUCGUUUUGUAUCGGAGAUGCGAGAACUGGCAAGCAAAGGUAUGGUUGUCAAGGUUGUUGAAGAGAUCAAGCAACGGAAUAAAAAAUUCUUUGAGCAAAAUCCUGUGUUGCUAUUUCAACUAAAGCAGGUUGAGUUUCUUAAGCUAGUGGGGGAUGGGGAUUAUGUGGGGGCUCUCAGAGUUGCACGCUCUGACAUGGGACCACUUGCUCAAAGCUAUUCAGACUUGUUGAAACCUCUGAAAGAGACAAUGCUGGCAUUGACAAGGGCAAAGGACACUGCAUCAGUAAAGUGCAUUUCAUUAUCUGUUCUUGCAACUUCUCUUCAGGUUGCACUGGGUGAAAGUCUGGGAAUUGAAGAACCACUAUUGAUGAAGAUAAUAAGAGCCACUCUAUACACUCAUGAAGAAUGGUUUAAGCUUCAAAUGUGUACAGAUCGAUUUGAGAAACUCCUGAGAAUAAAUGAGUUGAAAGAGAUGGAACGCAGCAUGCACACAAACUUAAAUUCUGAGUACAACCCAGACUCUUUUGCGGGUGCUACUGCACAAGUAAUUGGAAGUUCAAGUACUUCAAGGACAUCGGAUGGCAGUAAUCAACCACUAGAUCCUUCUAGAGAUUUGGCUUUUAAUGAAACUGCAAUACUACAAGUAAUGGUAAGAUGUGUUUAA
Messenger RNA from Cryptomeria japonica (Japanese cedar), 2329 nucleotides. RefSeq lists its product as uncharacterized. The record is from RefSeq and is a predicted model, not a curated record. NCBI's taxonomy places the organism in Eukaryota, Viridiplantae, Streptophyta, Pinopsida, Cupressales, Cupressaceae. Gene Ontology annotation, cellular component: nucleus; cytoplasm. Gene Ontology annotation, biological process: proteasome-mediated ubiquitin-dependent protein catabolic process. The transcript is spliced from 11 exons. The coding region runs from base 263 to 2329 and encodes 688 amino acids.